Molecule: messenger RNA, 2634 nt
Organism: Ramularia collo-cygni
Lineage: Eukaryota; Fungi; Ascomycota; Dothideomycetes; Mycosphaerellales; Mycosphaerellaceae
Exons: 5
Coding region: 1-2634 (877 amino acids)
Source: RefSeq, a predicted model, not a curated record
AUGGCAGAUAUGAGGGGGAACCCCGAGGAAGGAAUACUUGAAGGGGUCUCGCGCAUAUAUGCCCGGAAGCAUCAAGACAGAUUUGCGCAUCUUCUCUCGUCUUCCGCUUUGGAGUUCAAAACUGCUGCUGAGGGUACCAAGGUCGGUGAAGCCACAGUCUCGGCGGGCUUCGCGUGCCGCGAUUAUUCCCGAGCAUCGAUUGCACCUCUACCUUCUUGUGCCAAUACAUGUCCGUUCUGUGUGAAGCAGUUCCGACCUCUUUCCUGGCAAGAGACAAUUCCCGCGCUCAAAUACACACUCCAUCACAGUGAUGACGAGGCCGCCAGCAUCAUCGGCAAGUUGGUUCAAGAGACGACAGAAAAUCUAGCGCGCAUACGACAGGCUAUUCUGAAAUCCGGGGAUGCGAUAGCAAAGAGGUGGCAGAGGCGCAGUGCCGCCAAGCGGGCCGCCCUUCUUCUGGCUGCCAUGCCAAAUAUGAGGCGCCGCGUGGGCAUGCUCGUGUUUUCGGAUCUCCAGGGCGUCAAGCUGUCAACGCUAAAGGCUCAACUUUCUCUGCCGUACCUCACCAUAGAAGCAUUGAGCGAGGAUCCUUUGAGUCUACUCGCUUUGCUACACCACCGCUCAACACACAGGAUUGCAGACUUUGUCCUGUUUGACGCCUUACAACUUCAGUCAAGCUUUAGCCAAGGCGCAUUGGAAGCCUCUUACAAUCCUCAUUGUAUCUCAAUGUGUGGAGAAGACGUUGACAUUGGCAAUCUGGUCUUCUGGAACAAGCAAGAAGCCCAUCGCUCUCAGAUCAUUGGGUAUCCGCUUGCAAAGAUGAUCCUCGAGGCUCAAAACAUCAUGUCUACCUUCCUGGUCGAUAUGUUGGACACGAUACUWCAAAGCCCCGUCGAACCCGCUUCACAAGGUCAUGGUCUCUGGGACUCACUGUGUGCGGAAGACUUCGUCAAGAACAGCCCAGACCACACUGCUCCAGUACCCCGGCGAGCUGGCUAUCGUGCAGCUCCAGCUGGUUGUCUCUCGAUGCUAAGAACCACGCUCAGUAGUAUCAAGGCCCGACACUCUGCGAAUCAGAGCGACACGUGGCUGCUGCAGACUGAUCCUGCAUGCACUCGUCAGACUCUGGCUAGCUUAGAGCGGUCUGGUUUUCGCUACAGUGACGACAAGAAAAGAGACACGAUGACGCCGCUAUUAUUGAGUAGCAUUUCAAGGCAGGUCGGAUGGUACGUUUUGGAGGAAAUUGCCAAGGCGGUCUUGCAAGACUUCGAACUGGACGACAUCUCAACGACGUCCAACCCAGAAUUGAAAUUGAGAUGCGCGACAGGUCUGCAAACUCUCGAGCAAACUUUGAAGUUGGAAUUCAGGUCUUCUCUGGUCAGAACGAGGGUUCGGUCGGCGCAAACGGGGUUUUCUGGGCAUCCUUUCAGACCACAGGCUAAGCUGGUCAAGAGCCCAAAGGUUGGAAACAACAUGUCAUGUUGGGCAUUGGAGCGCAUGAGCGCACAUGACGUACCGGACUUGCCAAUCCCUGAACAAUACCUCGCUCUUCUCGAGUACGACAUUGCAAGUCAGAAGAAACACGAGCGCUUCAAUGAGACUUUGUACGAUUAUGUCUCCGAUCUUUCUACUCUCGAUGAAGCCAUCAUGGCCAUCAAGUAUGUGCGUCCGACCUACGAUUGGGCGGAGAAAGCGGAUAUGGAAGCGUACUUCGAACAAAUGCCGUUCUUAAAGGACAUCACGUAUUCGGACUACGUCGACGACAACUACUCCAGCCAUCGCGAUGUCCUCUGGCCGCCCCUCAAGGCAUUCUUGUCCACGCCAGUACCCACUGGAAGGGCCGCCUGGGCCUCUCUUGCCGCAUUUGAUGCCAGUCAUGCCGCGCUCGCUGCUUUUUGGGAUGUAGCAAGGGCAGUUCGAAGGGAGCUGCUUGUUCAAUCUGGAUGUCCUCCUGAGAGGGUUGAAGUCCUCGCUGAGUCGAUCAGUGCAGGUCUGUCCGAGGAUUAUGCAGCACAAUACCAGAACGAACGCAACAUGCUGUUGAACGAGAUUUGCAGACGCGAAGCUGCAGGCAAGAAGGCACUGCGACCGAGCCCAUCUAUUUCUUCCGUAUUGCACUCUUCCGAUUCUGUUGCUGACCAGAAGACUCGGAACACCACACCGCCACGUUMACGUGUGCAAUCAUUAUCCUCUCCAAGACCUCCACCACUAUCUCACGGCAAGUUGAAGAUCAAGACUCGGCCUGAGAUUCCUGUUCAGGAGCUAUCAGACCGGGCUGACAGUGCCAUCGCAACGCCAAUUGAUGACGGAAAAGCUGCCACAGAUCUUCGCAUCUCGGUCUGUCCUACCAGCAUGGACAUUUUCAGGCGCAUGUUCGUCACCUACGGCAAAAGAACCAACUCGAAUUUGAGAUGGUCGGAGUUCGUAAAGGCGAUGAAUGACGCUGGCUUCGCAGCCACAUGGAGCACAGGUGGUAGCGCUGUCGUCUUUGAUGACAUUCGGGGCAGUGGAGCGAUACGCCUCCAUCAACCUCAUCCUGAUCCCAGUAUUAAUCCGAUCUUACUUCGAGCCUAUGGGAAACGAAUGUCCCGGCAAUUUGGUUGGAGCUUUGACACUUUUGUCGAAAGUGUUUGA